This is a messenger RNA of Adelges cooleyi (spruce gall adelgid), 2115 nucleotides long. RefSeq lists its product as uncharacterized. The transcript has 6 exons. NCBI's taxonomy places the organism in Eukaryota, Metazoa, Arthropoda, Insecta, Hemiptera, Adelgidae. The record is from RefSeq and is a predicted model, not a curated record. The coding region runs from base 1 to 2115 and encodes 704 amino acids.
AUGCCCGAAGCAGGCUCAGUUUUAAAAUUUGAUGCGUUGGGCAAAACAGUUAGACAUCCGUUUGUGAUAUAUGCCGAUUUCGAAGCACUUUUAAUAAAACCAGAUAUUUCAGACAACAAAGGUGGAAAUACUAAUAUUGUUGAGGAUCAUAAACUAAUGUCAUAUGGAUUUUUUGUAAAGGCUGCAGACAAUAUACCCAUAGACAUUUUAAAACAGUAUAACAUCCCUCUAACGCCCAUAUGGUUUCGUGGAUCACAAACAAUCAAUUCUGAAGAAGUAGCAAAACGCUUCGUGGAGGCAAUUGUCGAAGUAGCUACAAACAUAAGUGGUCUACUUCAGACGAAUACACCAAUAAAAUUUACCGAUACUGAAGCUCAGAGAUUUCUCGAUAGCUGUCGUUUUACACCAAGUUGCCUGUCUGCAUUGACCACAGAUCUUGCCAAAGCCGGUCUUUCUAAUUUCCGAGAGACAGCCAAAGUGUUUUGCCCCGAAGACAUGCCAUUAGUGACCAAAAAAGGAGUUUUUCCCUAUUCUUUCGUCGACGACUGGUCAAAACUUGAGGUCACCAGUUUGCCAGCACGUGAACAGUUCUUUAAUUCACUCACAGGUAAACAUAUUAGCAUAAAAGAUUACGAACAUGCAUUACAAGUUUGGAAUCAUUUUAAAUGUAAAACCUUGGGGGAGUACAGUGAUAUUUACAUGAAAGUCGACAUAAUGGCUCUUACCGAUGUAUUUGAACAAUUUCGUAAUUUAUGUAUGGACACGUACAACUUGGAUGCAGUAUUCUACUUUACGAGCCCCGGAUUAAGUUUCGACGCUAUGUUAAAACAUAGCAUGGUGCAUUUGGAUCUUUUAAAUGACUAUGAAAUGGUACUGCUAAUUGAAAAUGGAAUCCGCGGUGGCCUCAUACAGGCCUGUACACGUUGGGCUAAAGCUAAUAAUCCUAAGACACCUGGUUAUAAUCCUGACAAGCCGAACACAUGGUUAGUUUACCAAGACGCCACAAAUUUAUAUGGUUAUGCAAUGAGCCGUUAUAUGCCAUCUGGAAGCUUUCAGUGGUACACCGGAAGCGGGGAGGAAGCACUGAAGGGUUUGGACUCUAUGACGGAACAGUCUGAAACAGGUAUGAUUUUCGAAGUUGAUAUAGCUUAUCCAUCAACUCUACAUGAUGAACAUAACGAAUAUCCAUUCCUUCCUGAGCUUAAAUGUCCUCCAAAUUCAAAAACGAAAAAACUGUUGGCCACACUUGAGGAUAAAAAAAAAUACGUAAUUCACUAUAUGAAUUUAAAACAAGCGAUUGCGAAUGGCUUAAAGGUUGAGAAGGUGCAUAGAGUUUUACAAUUUCAUCAAUCCCCUUGGCUCGCUUCUUAUAUAGAUCUUAACACUCAAAAACGUUUUGCAGUGCUGGAGCUAAGUAAAGUUUUAAUGUACGAAUAUCAUUACAAUGUUAUGCGAAAACACUUUAAAGAUGUUAUUGAAUUCGUUUAUGGUGAUACAGACUCACUUAUAUAUUUGAUCAAAACACAAGAUUUUUACGAGGAUGUCAGAAAAACACCAGAACUUCUAAGUCGGUUGGAUACAUCAAAUUUACCGAUUGAUCAUCCGUGUUACUCGGUAGAACGUAAAAAAGUUCCAGGGACAUUCACCGAUGAAUUAGCAGGUCUUACGAUGCAUGAAAUAAUUGCAUUGCGAUCGAAGUUGUAUGGGUUUAGCAAAGAAAACGUCUAUAAGUCUCUGGAAACAGAAUGGAGUAUAAGAGCUUAUGUAACUAAAAAACAUAUGGUUCUUGAUGACUUAAAAAGAUGUCUUUUCGAUGACGACAGUGAGGAUGAUAUGGACAUUUAUGGUUUCAAUAAAGCAGAAGCAAAACUGACUGCUCAUAAUUGUGCUCUUAAGACCCUAGAAUAUGCCAACUAUGACUUAAAUACAUCAAGUAGUACUUCAUAUCGCUACGAUUACACUCCAUAUAGAGAGAAUAUAUCUAUAAGGUCGUUCAAACAUAAAAUUUGUACCGUUAAAACAAUGAAAUUAGCACUAAACCGAAAUGAUGACAAGAGGAUUGUGCUUUGUGACAGGAUUCAUACUUUAGCAAUUGGUCAUUAUAAAAUCAAGUAA